Molecule: messenger RNA, 666 nt
Organism: Dentiscutata erythropus
Lineage: Eukaryota; Fungi; Glomeromycota; Glomeromycetes; Diversisporales; Gigasporaceae
Source: the annotation of a GenBank genome assembly
AUGGCUAUUCCAGAUUACAUGACAGACAAAAAUGCCGUCCUUCAGGACAAGGUAGAAUGGCUCAAUGGCAAAACCCCUGAUUAUUCAAAGGCCAAUGCACGUUAUGAAGCGGAACGUUCUAAGAUUCAUACCGCGGGGUCUCUUGAGGAUCUUGUAACAAAUCUUGUAAAAAAUUGGGAAAAAGAAGCUUCUCACAAAAAAAAAGCUGAAGAAUGGCGCACUAUUGAUCAUAAAGUUUACAAAUUCUCUACAAACGGCGGUCCUUGGUCAACUGCGGAAGAUAUGUUAAAAAUUGGAACUUACAAUGCACUUAUUGGCGAGUCUGAAUUCUAUUCAGCGAGUCGUUUAGGUUUUGAGGAAUCUCACGACGUAUUCCGAAAUUCUUUAGCCGCUGGUUUUGCUUGGGAAGUUCUCGAAGUCUAUUCUGGCCCUCCAAGAGUUUCCUUUAAAUGGCGUCAUUGGGGCAAGAUGACAGGUACACUUAAAUGUCCGAUUCGAAAUGGAAAGACACUGGUGGCAGAACCAACAAAUGAAGUAGUAGAAAUCUUCGGCGUCACUGUUGCGACGAUUAAUGACAAAUAUCAAAUAACUUCUCUUGAGACCUUUUAUAAUCCAUCCGAUCUCAUGACUCAAAUGACUAAGAACUGUCCAAUUGCCGGUCAAUAA